CCGUGCCGGGGGCCCCGCCGCGCCCCUGGGAAGGCGCUGCCCUUCUCUCCGCGCUGGGGCCGGGCUUCCCCAGUUCAGACAAGUUCUCGCCCCGCUUCUCUGCGGCGGCGGCGGGUUGUGGUGCGACACCGUCCUGACAUGUUGUAACUGGUUUCCACACCCACCGCGCCUCAGAGCGACGGACGGGAAGUACCUGCGAGGAGCCGUGCGCCGGCCGGCCCCGCUCCCCGCAGCCGCGAUCGCAACGAGCCGCGACCCCCCGCCGGCAAGGAGCCGCUCCGGAGGCGAGUCCCCCCUGGGGCAGCCCGGCAGUAUAUUUCGUCAGCUCACGAAUGGAAGUGUAAGAGGCUUUAUACAAAAUAUAUGUGAAAAUGGAAACUUCAUCUUUGCUGUCAUCUCUACAUGAUGAAUGCAGAUCAGACAACUACAUCGAACCUCAUUACAAGGAAUGGUACCGAGUAGCAAUUGAUGCUCUAAUUGAAGGAGGUUUAGAAGCCUACAAAGAAUUUCUUUCCAAAGAGAGAUGUUCAGAGUUCCUUGCAGAUGAGGAGAUUGAAUAUAUUUUGAACAAUGUUCAUAAACUUCCCCAAAACACAGUUUAUUCGUCUAACCAUGCCAUUGAUGACACCUCUUCCUCGGGAACAUACUGGCCUAUUGAAUCAGAUGUGGAAGCUCCAAAUCUUGAUUUAGGUUGGCCCUACCUGAUGCCUGGAAUUUCUGGUGGCACAAACAUUGAUCUGCUUUUUCACCCUCCACGAGCACAGCCUUACACCAUAAAGGAAACUAUUCGCAAGAUGAUACGAGAUGCAAGAAAGGUCAUUGCCAUAGUUAUGGAUAUGUUUACAGAUGUGGAUAUUUUUAGAGAAAUUGUAGAAGCAUCUACAAGAGGGAUUGCAGUGUAUCUCCUGCUUGAUGAGUCAAACUUCAGUCACUUUCUGAAAAUGACGGAGAAACAAGGCUGUCAGGUUCAGAGGCUCAGGAACAUGAGGGUGCGGACAGUAAAAGGACAAGAUUACUAUUCUAAAACAGGAGCAAAAUUCCAUGGAAAAAUGGAACAAAAAUUUCUUCUGGUUGACUGUAAGAAAGUCAUAUAUGGUUCUUACAGCUUUAUGUGGUCUUUUGAAAAAACCAACCUCAGUAUGGUUCAAGUUAUCACAGGACAGCUGGUCGAAUCCUUUGAUGAAGAAUUCAGGACACUAUAUGCUCGUUCUUCUGUUCCUAGUUCAUUUGCCCCAGAAUUAGUGCGGGUUAACAGUCGCAGGACACUCUGGGAUAACGACACAUACCAACACUCGGUGUCUUCCCUAGCUUCAGUUUCUAGCCAAAGAAACCUUUUUGGUAGGCAAGACAAGAUUCACAAUUUAGAUCCUGUUUAUCUGAAAACUCGAGGAAGAUAUGCAGUAAAUGAAAUAGAUAAAUUUGGAUUGAGAAAUCAAGCCUAUAAUAAACAACCAUUUCAUCCAGGUUUUAAUAUGCAAAAUCCAAUCCAGCAGUAUCAACCUAGUGAAAAAAAUGAGCACUGGAAGAGGCAUAGUUAUGCUGGGGAGAAGCCAGAAAGGACACCUUACCUAUUGCUUAACAGAGCUAUUAAUAGAGCCAAUAAUCCAUUGAAUACUUGGAAAAUGCCAUCUGAUAGCCUUAGUAUUGUGUCUUCAUUACGAGGAGGGUAUGCAAAUAACUGCAAUCCACCCCAACAAAGUUUCGCUGAUCAGUUUUCACGACCAAAGGUAAAUCUUGCAGAAAGAAAUUCAAUUGUGAGGAGGUCUUUUAAUGGGACAGAUCAUCAAAUCCGCCAUCUGCAGCAAAGGAUGCCGACCCUUGAACACACAACAAAAUCAUUCCUACGUAACUGGCGAAUUAAGUCAUACUUAAAUGACCAAUCCGACUAUCCAGUGGAGUCUAAUGGGUCAGCCUUGGGUGACAGAUAUGAUAGCUAUGACACAGCUGAAAAUAUUAAAGCUCAUGCCCUGUACUCUCAUUCUCGCUUACGAUCGUCGUUGGUGUUUCAGCCAACUUUACCCGAACAGCAGGAGGUAAGCAGCUGUGCAAGUUCUUCAAAUUCAACUAUAAUUGGGUCAGAGGGAAGUGCAACACCUAAAGGGACAUCAAAUCAUGCACCAAGUGUGGAAAAUGGAACAGAUAAUACUUUAGAAGAGCUUAGCACAAAUGUCCAACUUAAGUCAGAGGCACCAAAAAACCACAGAAUUCAUACUGCAGACAACAGAAAACCUAUGGUAAAUUCACAUGCAGCAGGGGACCCAUCUAUCUACUUAUACACAACCCUCUGUGCCGACAAACAUGCAGAAAAUCUGAAAAACGUUCAAAAUGAAAAUAUACUUAAAAGGAGAAGCUUUCCCAUGUUUAAUUCAAAGUCCAUAUUAGACCCUGGUGCCGACAAGCAUGCAUCCAGUUACGUUUACAGCACAUUGACCAGGCAUAGGCUUAAGCAGCCAGUUAGUCCAAAACUUCCAGAAGACACUCUGAAGAGCUCUAAAAGUUUGCAUAGUGUGACCAACCAUUUGCCACAGGAGGAAAAGAACCUCAAAGGAGAGCUAAAGAUUCCAACUGCUACCAAGGCAAUCUCUAUGGCUGUUCUUGCUGAAGCGAGCAAAGAGGAGUCUAGUAAGGAUUGCACAUCAAAGAAAGAAAGUAAGAACUCCCCAAGUUUUCUAAAGAAAGGAUCCCAGAAACUGCGGUCACUUCUUAAUCUCACACCAGACAAGAAGGAAAUCUUGUCAAAAAACAAAGGUCCUGCCUUUUACAGAAUGUGUAGUAGUUCUGACACUUUGGUUUCUGAAGAAGAGAAUCAAAAACCAAAGAUCUCUGAAAAUAAGACAGAUUCUUCCCCAAGAAGAAAGAGAAACACAUCAAAUUCCCAAGGUAGCUUGAACAGAAGUAAAGAAGAUGUCACUGCAAGCCCAUCAAAGUCUCCAAAGUCUCCUAAAUCACCAAAGCCUCAAAAACCUCCAUCUGAUGAAAGCAAUAAAAAGUGUCCUGUCUUGUGCCCCCUUGAAAGUAAGUUCAUAGAAACUGCAGGAGAUGCAUCUACCCCAAGAUUUAAUACAGAACAGAUUCAAUAUCAAGACGUAAAGGAAAUUACCACAAAUACUACCCCUGAAAGUCCUGCUGUUUGUGCUCUACAAAGAGCAAGUUCAAUGACACCACAACUGGCAAGCUCAAAACAUCAAGAGGAGCUAAGAUCUCGUUUGAGUGAAAGGCGUGUUUAUAGUCGCUUUGAGCCAUUCUGUAAGAUGGAAAAUCCUAGUCAACUUGUAGGAAAUUUACCAAAUAGUUCACAUCUUCCAGAUAUCAAAAGCAAGACCUUAGGAAAUAACUAUGGCAGGAGUAAUCACCUGGUCAGCUACAACUCAACUGCUUAUCAUCCACUGCAGCCUAAUGAAAAUAAACUGAGGGGAUUUAUGCAAAAGUUUGGGAACUUCCUACACAAAAACAAGUAAAACUUCUGCUGAUUAUGUUGAAAUACAGCAAGAGUAGCAAAGCUGUACAUUCUUAACUGGAUAAGACUGACAAGCAACUUUUGUAGAGCUUACUUGGGUUUCUUCAGGGUCUAGGACAUUUGAAUGAAUGUACAUACUUUUACAUAAUUAUUCUAGAAUUAUUAUGCUUAAGUCUUUACAGAAAUUCUGUGUCCAGAAGAUGUCUCAAGGAAGUUGUUUAUAGUGUUUAUAUUGUAAGAUUACUUUUAUACAUUUUCGUUGUGAAGAAGGUAUGUGCUAGUAUAUUGUAAGUUUAAGUGUGGAAAAAAAGAUGGAGAGUGUGUUUAAACUUAAAAUAAUACUGUUUCUGAAGAUUUGCCCUUUAAAAAUAGGUAGCACUAGGAAUAGUGGCUUGCAUCUUUUCAGCGUUUAUGUACUUUUUCAAAUGUUAAACACAAAUGUUAAUGCAUUGCAUGUUACUUAACUUCAAACUCAUUUUGAAACCCUCUUUUAGAUUCCAUCUUGGUAAUAAUUUACCCCUUAGCAUUUGUUGAAAUGUUUAGGCAGCAGAUGGAUAUUACUUUAUUGAAUUUUCCAUGUAAUAUGAUAUUAUUCUGAAGUAUUUGGCAUACAAAUCUUAAAGUGACCUUAAUCCCAGCUUUCUCAGACUUUUUUACAUGGGUAAAGUAAUGUGAAUGUAGGAUGAAAGUAAAAAAUAUAUAUAUUUAUAAAACAAGGUGCCUUGAAAAGAACUUAACUGGUUUAAAUUUCAAUGGAUUAAUUACAUUUGUAUAACAUGCCAGUAUUCUGUAAUGUAGUCUAAAAAUGUUUUUUGUUAGAUUUUUCUGUUUGGUGUUUCCAAAAAAAAAAAAAUGUGGACUUACAUUUCCCAGGUAAGUUUUUGAGUUUCACAUGUAACAGUAUGUUUUAGGUGUUGGCAGAUUAUGUGCAACUCUAGCUUUAAUAACCUUUUUUUUGUUUUUUUGUAAUAAGGUUGUAAGUGCUUUAGACUAGGCAUAUGACGAAGGUUGUAAUCUCAAUACUGCAAUGCUUAAAUUUUCCAUGCCCUGUUGCCUUACGUCAGGAUGAAUGUUACAAGGCCAGGAGCAAUUAGGUAUCUAAAAAUGAGGUUGAUGAAAAUCACCACAUAAAUCACUACCUCUCCUAAGCCAAAAAAGUGUCAGUGAAGAGCUAUAGCAGCAAUUGUUUAACCUUAGUGAAGGUGUUUAGGCAUCUAACUACAAUUUAAGGGGACAUAUGUGUGUUCAUCCAGACCUCUCAUUCAUGAGAAUUUUCCUGAUACUAAGUGCCUACACCAAAUUAGUGUUUACAGAAACCACAGAGAGGGUGAUGUGUUUGGGCAGCACCAUGGCAUCCACUUCUCAUCUGCAACUGUAGCCAGAGCAUCCAGCUCGCUCCCGGCCGUCCUUGAUAUGGACUCUGUCUCUUAGCAGAGUCCCUUAAUGCCCAUAACCUAUUACCUGCGAGAUGCUCUGGGACAGUCUUACUCCAUUUCAACUCAGUAAGGCUGUUCCACCACACAUCAAAUAAUUACAUAUUAAGAAGGCUGGAAACAAGCAGGUAGACAUUUCUCUGAAGAGGGCACUCAGCAUAUUAGAAAAGCAUAUUCACAUCCUUGCCUUGGUAGCAGUGCUGCCCCUCUCAGGAUAUGUUUUAGGCUUGCUUUGAGAACAACUACUAAAAAUUAAGCUUCACAAGUAAGAUCUUGAAAAAUACUUUUUUUUUCUUAAAAAAAAAAAAAAUAUGAUGGUGGUUUACACCUGCAGCAGGCACCAGGCCGCUCAGAAUUUUGGGGAUUUAGGUAGUAUUGUAAAUUUUCAGCAAUAGAAAUUCAGAAAUUUGGGUAGCUUCAUUUCUGAAAGCUUAUAUACCUUAUACAGGGUCUGCAUGUUUCUGAAGCAUCUUUUAGGAGACCACUUCACUCUUAGAUCUGAAAGGUCCUGCAGCGUUCUAUGGUGGAGUCCCACUGUGAAGGCCUUGGCUCUGUUCUUUAAAAAGAAACACCAAAAAAGCAUUUCAUGCACCAUCUCACUCGAGUUCUUGCUCAUCACUGAAAAUCCUUGCUGGCUCCCAUGAACUCACCGCAGCUAUUGGCAGUGAUUUCAGUGAAGCAGUGCAAGCUUUUCAUUCAAACUGUUUCUCAGGCAGCCUUAUUAGGUUGAUGCAUUAUAGCAAUUAUUUCACCAUGGGGAUAGUAUUUAUUUUUAAGGUUGACUAGAUCUGGUGUCUCAAUCCUAUGCUGAAAGUUUCACUCUCCUCUUUACCCCUGAUUGUGGAAAAGAUUUUACGAACUUCUUAAUGAACAUUGGUCACUUUGUUCACUCCAUGCUAAAAUGCCAUAGCAGAUAUUUUUCUUAAAUGGCCAUUCACACAGAAAUACUCUGUCCUGCCAGAGGCAGCAAUUUCAGGCUGAUCCCAAGGCAAAUAGUGUCUCCUUAGUAUUCCAGGCAUAUUAUCAGUACAGGCACAACAUAAUUCCACAGCUACCCAACCAACAGCAAUGCAGCGGUGCACUUUUUAUAAGUCUUAACACCUUUUAGCAGGGCAGACAGUUAUUCAGGAUGGUGCCUAAAUUAACUGUACUGCAAAUGAACUUAACUGAGAUGCAGGUGGUGCUAAAAAUGGUGGGGGUAGGUUUGGGGAGGAUAUUUAGUUUUUCCUUAUACUCUUAUGAGCUCUGACAUACAGUUGUAGGCAAUACUAGAUUUGGGAAGAAAAUGAGGGAGGGAGGGCAACGGCCUUCUGGCAAGUUUUGAAGUGAUAGUUCUUUGCAUUUUGUAGUAAAAUUGGGCAAAUGUAUCUGAUACACUUUGGAAAUUUUUUACUCUAUUUUCCAGAGUGGGUUGCUAAUUAUAGAGUCCUGAGAAGGCAGAUAUUUUAAUUUACCAAGUCACUUAUAUAGAUAUAUAGCUAUAUUUUGUAUUUAUGCACAGAAGAUUAAGAGCCUUCAGUGAAGAUCCUGCUCAUACACUUAAUAAUGCAAUAAAUUAAUUGUAGUAGAAUAUCCUUUUUCAUUUUCAGAUAUCUCCUCAGAGAACUUGCAUGAGAAUGAGUGCAUUCAGUUCUGAUCCAAGAUUAAUUGAUCUGAAUGAAAAAGACCACCACUGACCUCGGUGGCAGUUGGAUCAGACACUUAAUGCACUGACACCGCUAUUUUAGAAGUGUUACAAGGCUGAAGGCUGCUUGGGGAGGAUGUGGCUCGGACACCAUGCAUGGGAACAGCAGCCCGAUGCCUUGCCAGAAGCUACUGCUUUAGAGAUGGGGGAGCACACCAGGGAGCUCCAAGGGCAGCUGGUGCAAGGACUGGCUGUUAUUUUGUUCCCUCCAGAAUUGUGCAUUACAGGUGGGAAAACAGUGCUCGCCCAUUCGUGUCUGAUUUGCCUCCUGUUUGUGUGGGAACCCAGCCAUUUCAAAAAAAGAAAGGAAAAGUGUGGAAAAAAAUGUACAUGCUCUUUGCAUCUGCAAAGAAAAGGGAUAUGUGUAUGCUUGGAAUAGAGUUUAUGUUUUUGAUCUUCCUUUUCCCAAAGCUUGUUGUGAUGUUUCUGCUUUUCCCAAGGAGAUGCACUUUGUUCAGUGUGUCCUAAAUGUGCUCUGCACGUUGCAAGUUUGUAACACCCCACACACACCCAACCCACUCCCAGUUUUGUAAGGCUGUGAAGUAAUAGUUAUUACUGUGCGUGACAGUCAUUUGGCCAAAUGGCUUGGGAGUUGUGAAAUGAUGUGUCAUUUCCACAUUAAAUAAAACUCCAUUAGCACCCUAAUAGAUUCAGGUGAUCAGAGUUAUGCAGUGCUGAAUGUGGCCCUCAGGAGCAUGCAGCAUUGGGCAAUGCAGCCAGGAGAUACAGACCCCGCAUACGGUGCACAUACUAUUAAUGUCAUAAAUAAACCACCCCGAUAUGUGGUCAUAAUAUCCAGUGAAUUAAUUGCUUCAUUUCUUCAGCCUUGUAAUAAACAGUUUUUACUGCCUCUUGGAUUGCAAAAUGAUAGUCAUUUUAUUAAUGAUCUUGCGCAGCACUCUUUAUUCAUGCUAACAAAUAUGAACUGCUUGUAAAGAAAGGUUAAAAAAUAAGACAAAUUAAAUUUCCAGCUGUCUAAUACAUGAGGGUAGUAUUUAUUAUUUGUUACAAACCUUGAGGGAACAAAAGCUUAUCAGGCAAUAGAUGUUUGUGCAUUGAUAGGUGCAGGAGCAAUACCAUUCACAGAAAAAAAAUAUAUAUGUUUUUUUUUUUUUCAACUUUCUGAAAUGUAUAAGGAAAUGUUGUGGUUUAUAAAAAAGUCAUAAGGAAAAUAAUACCAAAAUCUGUGGCAAGAUAAUGUAAAAAUAAAAUGUAAAAUGGCUCCACUAAGCUGUAUGAUAAAUAUAUAUAUAUAUAUUUUUUUUUCUCAUUUGUAGUACUUCUUCCUUGCUCUUACAUGGCAUAAGCUGUACAACUUACAAGUAGCUGUACAACCAUGUAACACACAGAGAUCAGUAAGAACUUAUUCCCCAGAUCAAUAUUGUACUGUGCAGCACAAUAUUUCUAGUGACUUUUGUUUGUUUGUUUGUUUAUUUUGAUUUAAGUUAGAGUUAGACCAACACAAAUCUGCAGUAGUUUGUUGGUAAUUAAGAGAUGUUCCUCCGAUUGUGUCUUCACUUGCGUGAGUACAUAUUCCAUUAGCACCCCAGUGACAGGAGAAAAGUCUGCACUGCUCAAAUGCCAUUUUGUCAUUUCAUUCUUUAUUUCAUGUAGGUGCUUACAGAUGUCUUAGUACCUUUCUGUAGAGCCUGAAAUUUUUCAUUUUCAACUCUUUACGAGUCGUUUCAGUUAGGUCUCC
Molecule: messenger RNA, 8273 nt
Organism: Cygnus olor (mute swan)
Lineage: Eukaryota; Metazoa; Chordata; Aves; Anseriformes; Anatidae
Gene: SACK1B
Product: family with sequence similarity 83 member B
Exons: 5
Coding region: 372-3458 (1028 amino acids)
Biological process (GO): epidermal growth factor receptor signaling pathway
Cellular component (GO): cytoplasm; membrane
Source: RefSeq, a predicted model, not a curated record